GUCGGGUCUCCACUGAUGCCGAGAAUUACAAACGCAGCGGCUGUGGUGUAAGGUCGAAGCAAACAAGGGGGCGGGAGGGAGGGAAAAAUCCAGAGGCGAUGGCGUUUUGGGGCACUCGAGUGAUGGAGAUAGUGAAGAAGCACGACUCGGGAGGCCUGGUUUGGAAGAGGAUCAAGCUCACCUCCACCCGCAAAGCCAACGCCAAGAAGCGCCUCCUUCGCGUCUGGCAGAAUGAGGCUGUCCUCAAGGCAUGUUCAGAAGCACCUCCCUCGAAAACUUCUGGGCUUGCUGCUGAUGCUACUGCAAGAUUAGAAGGAAAGAAUAAUCAAGUUGGCAAUGAAGAAUUGUAAGAAAAUUGUGUUUGGAGCAGUGCUACUGAUAUGUGGCCUACAGAAAAAGGCAAUACAGAAAAGAAGCAUCUUUGCCUCUUAGUUCAUUUUUUUUAUCGACCAUGUGGAGCUGAUACAGUUGCAAUGGUACUCCUAAGCUUUUUAGUUGCAGGUAAAACUUCCUUGAGGGCUUAAUCACGCCUCGUCCAACUUUUGAUGCUUAGUGCUUUUACUUUGUAAGUCUCUGAAUGCUGUCAUCUUCAUUCCAC
Messenger RNA from Rhodamnia argentea, 598 nucleotides. RefSeq lists its product as uncharacterized. The transcript is spliced from 2 exons. The record is from RefSeq and is a predicted model, not a curated record. NCBI's taxonomy places the organism in Eukaryota, Viridiplantae, Streptophyta, Magnoliopsida, Myrtales, Myrtaceae. Bases 99 to 350 code for a protein of 83 amino acids.